Mirounga angustirostris (Northern elephant seal) is the source of this 672-nucleotide messenger RNA. It is a transcript of the gene MKRN2OS, whose product is annotated as MKRN2 opposite strand. NCBI's taxonomy places the organism in Eukaryota, Metazoa, Chordata, Mammalia, Carnivora, Phocidae. The transcript has 4 exons. The record is from RefSeq and is a predicted model, not a curated record. The coding region runs from base 1 to 672 and encodes 223 amino acids.
AUGCAGCAUACAGAGGCUGGAAAGCCUUUAAUUAAAUUCAGCCACUGUAAGAAAUACAUCUACAGCUUCAGUGUGCCCCAAAGCUGCCCCCUCUGCCAGCAAGUCAUGGGCUCAAGGAAGCUGGAGGAAGCACCUGUUAGCAUCUCCAAUCCAUUUACCAACGGGCAUCAAGAAAAAUGUUCAUUCCUCCUCAGACCAACUCAAGGGACGUUCCUUAGGGAGUAUGACGGAAGAUCCGAUCUUCAUGUCGGAAUAACCAAUACAAAUGGAGUUGUAUAUAAUUACACCACGCAUGGCGUCCAGCGAGACGAAGCAGGGUGGGAGCAGAGUGUAAGCAUCCCGUUACUGCAGCCUGGCAUGUUUGGACUGAUGGAUCAGUGGGACAAGUACCUGGACGACUUCUCCGCCACGGGGGCCUGGCUGCCCCAGAGGUAUGAAGAAGACCGUCACAACUGCUACAGUUACACCCUCACAUUCAUUAACUGCAUUCUGACCACAGAAGGCAAGGAGCAACUGGGCAAAGACGAGUUCAUUGAGAAGUAUGUGCUUCCAAGGACGAGGAAGGCCUCCAAGUACAUCACACUGUACCGGGUGAUAGAAGAGCGUGGCUUCUACGUGACCGACCACCCGGAUGAAGAGACAGACCCUCCUGAGGGGAGCGCUGCGUGCUGA